CGCAGUGGCUCCGCGCUCCGGUCCCAGCGCGCAUGCUCCGCUCGGCCGCUGGGCUCCAGGCCGGCAGCGGCGGUGGCGGCGGCGGAGGAAGUUUCCGCUUUGCACUCCACCCCGGUAGCAGCUCCGCGGCAGGGACAGCUUCCUCCGGACGCUUGGCGGGGUUCGCUGUCGCCGUACGGCAGCCCAGUCGGAUCAUGGGGUUACCCAAGGGGCCGGAGGGCCAGGGUCUCCCGGAGGUGGAAACAAGAGAAGAUGAAGAACAAAAUGUCAAGCUGACUGAAAUUCUGGAGCUCUUGGUUGCAGCUGGGUAUUUCAGGGCAAGAAUUAAAGGCUUGUCACCCUUUGACAAGGUAGUUGGAGGAAUGACUUGGUGUAUCACCACUUGCAACUUUGAUGUAGAUGUUGAUUUGCUCUUUCAAGAAAACUCUACAAUAGGUCAAAAAAUAGCUCUAUCAGAAAAAAUUGUCUCGGUCCUGCCAAGGAUGAAAUGCCCACACCAGUUGGAGCCCCACCAGAUUCAAGGGAUGGAUUUUAUUCACAUAUUUCCUGUUGUUCAGUGGCUGGUGAAACGAGCUAUAGAAACAAAAGAAGAGAUGGGUGACUAUAUCCGCUCCUACUCUGUAUCCCAGUUCCAGAAGACUUAUAGUCUCCCUGAGGAUGAUGACUUCAUAAAGAGAAAAGAAAAGGCCAUCAAGACGGUUGUGGACCUCUCAGAAGUGUACAAGCCCCGUCGGAAAUACAAACGCCACCAGGGAGCAGAGGAGCUGCUUGAUGAAGAAUCUCGAAUCCAUGCUACGCUUUUGGAAUAUGGCAGGUUAACUGAUACAUUGAUGAGAUAUGGAUUUAGCCACCAGAGCAAAACAGAGAAGGCUGAGGACAAGAAAAUGGCACUUUCAGCACGGCUGUCAGCUACAGAAAAAGGUGAUGCCCACGAGGAAGAUGAGCUUCGAGCUGCUGAAGAGCAGCGUAUACAAUCACUGAUGACCAAGAUGACCGCCAUGGCAAAUGAGGAGAGCCGUCUCACUGCAAGCUCCGUGGGCCAGAUUGUGGGACUCUGCUCUGCCGAGAUCAAGCAGAUCGUGUCUGAGUAUGCAGGGAAGCAGACUGAGCUAUCAGCUGAAGAAAGUCCAGAAAAAUUAGGAACCUCCCAGCUACAUCGUCUGAAAGUCAUUUCCUUAAACAAACAGAUUGUGCAGAAGACCAAACAUCUUGAAGAGCUGCGAGCAAGUCACACUAGCCUACAAGCCAGAUACAAUGAAGCCAAGAAAACACUGACAGAGCUGAAGACUUAUAGUGAGAAACUGGACAAAGAGCAAGCAGCCCUUGAGAAGAUAGAAUCCAAAGCUGAUCCAAGUAUCCUACAGAACCUGAGAGCACUUGUGGCUAUGAAUGAAAAUCUGAAAAGUCAAGAACAGGAAUUUAAAGCACAUUGUCGAGAGGAGAUGACACGGCUACAGCAAGAAAUUGAAAACCUGAAAGCUGAGAGAGCACCAAAUGGAGAUGAAAAGACCCUCCCCAGUGGAGAGCCACCUGGUACCCUGACCUCUGCAAGGACUCAUGAUGAAGACCUAGACAGACGGUAUAAUAUGGAGAAAGAGAAACUUUACAAGAUACGUUUACUACAGGCUCGAAGAAAUCGAGAAAUAGCUAUUUUGCACCACAAGAUUGAUGAAGUCCCCAGUCGUGCCGAGCUAAUACAGUAUCAGAAGAGAUUUAUUGAACUCUACCGCCAGAUUUCAGCAGUGCACAAAGAAACCAAGCAGUUCUUCACUUUAUAUAAUACCCUGGACGAUAAAAAGGUUUAUUUGGAAAAAGAGAUUAGUCUUCUGAACUCAAUUCAUGAGAACUUCUCACAAGCCAUGGCCUCUCCUGCUGCCCGGGACCAGUUUUUACGUCAGAUGGAACAGAUCGUAGAAGGAAUUAAGCAAAGUAGAAUGAAGAUGGAAAAGAAAAAGCAAGAGAACAAAAUGAGAAGAGACCAGUUGAACGACCAGUACUUGGAGCUGUUAGAAAAGCAGAGGCUAUACUUUAAGACUGUGAAAGAGUUCAAGGAGGAGGGCCGCAAGAAUGAGAUGCUGCUGUCCAAGGUGAAAGCCAAGGCCUCCUGAAUAUCCCCAGCCAUGGUGUAUGUCAUUGAUUUUAUUUUUAAGCACCGUAUAUCAACUACAAGAUCAUGAGAUGGUUGUGAAAGCAACAGUAGAAAGAUGCAGAUGUAAUGGUUUCAACAACCUGGAUGUUUUCUUUCUCCUCUGCUUCCAUUCAUCUCUGUUGGCUGUUGAUGGAAUCAGAGAGUAUAAACACAUGGCUUGGAUAACACCCGUCAUCCUCUGAAGAAUGCGGGCAAUACUUGUUCUCUGUUAAUUCAACUUUUAUGUCUCCAGUAACAUUGCACUUUUGAAGGUACCUGUAUUUGUAUGGACUCUGAAUAAAGAAUUAUUUGUUUAGCAAGUGGUAAUUGAGCACCCACUGGGAAUUAAGCACUGAGGAAGAUUCAGAGACAUGUGAAACACAGUUCCCGCCACACAGGCAUCCAGCAGGUGGCCCAGAGAGGCAGGUAGAGCCCACUUGACCAUAGAGCUGGGCCAUCUGAGGUGUUUUUCAGUAAACAAAAGGCAUUUAACUGAAUGAUCAGCCCAUGUAGUGGUCACUUGGGCUUUUCACCUGCCAUGGAACUUUUUGUUCCCAGCUCCUCCAGGUGCCAGCCAGCAGGCUUGGUGACAAAGCAACUGGAAUGAAAGUUUGAUGUCAUUGGUUUAAUUUUUAUAUGUUACUCAAGUUUAUAUCUCAGAAAAUUGAAAAUGGACCUCAUGCUGAGGACACUUCAAUAAAAAUUACACCUUCCCCUGCCCCAGUGUUCAUUUGAGUCACAGCAUGCAGAGGGGCUGUGCAUCCACCUCAUUGAAGGCACAGUCCAUGAAGCUACACUGCAGAUGGGUCAUGAUCUGAUCCAGGAGACAGAUGGACACUCUUCCCUGCACUCUAGGCAAGUAGGGUGUCAGGAAGAGCAAUGGUGUUUGCAGAAAUCCAGGGAAUUUCCUGGAGGAGGCAGCAUUUGGGCCCAAUGUAAAGGGAGAAUUGGAUGUUGAUAGGUGGCAGUAAGUCUGUUUUAAAUGAAAAUACGCUAUGAUUAAAAACCCAAGAGGGUGCAGAGGAGUGCAAGGCAUGCAUUUUGUGAAAGGAAGGGAUAAGCCAGUCUCUGCAGGAGGCUUCAAAGACCCAUCUGGGAAGUAGGGCCAAGACUAGGCUUUGGAAGGUCUUGAAGGGCAGUUGAGGGGUUGACUUUAAUCCUUGGAAAUGACCAGUGCAGAUCAAACCCAGUUACUAAUGCCCUGGACCUCAGGAGUCUGGUAAAGCAGUCAUGUUCAGUACGUUUGUGCUCCAUUCUGCAUAAAUCUUGCAAACAUACCAGGCAGCAAGUUUGGACAGUAACACAAAAGCUUAAACAUGUCAACCAAGUGAGGCAUUCAGCGGCCACAGAAGUGUGUUCAUUUUUAGUUCCCUAAUGGAUGUGAUUAAGCAGGGCUGAUGUGUACAGAUUUAAAAACACACACACGUGUUUGAUUAAAAACAGCCAUUGGUUUCAGUGCCAGGGCCCACAUGGCCUGCCUGAGCCAGGCAGAAGCAUUAGCUUCCAAAUCGAAACUGCCACCUGUGGAUGCUUCCUGGGCCAUGUGCAGCUCCGCCUCAGCUGGUCCCUGAGCUAUGGUCAUGUGGGGGCUUUGAAGGGCUCAGUGAAGUUGAAGGAAGUAAUUGCAAAAGAACAGGUGGCGCUUUGAGGGCAGGCAAAGGAGACAAGUUUGUGUUUGAACUCAUUUCAGUCAGGGAAACAUCUGUGUGAUCUUGUUAGGAAUCUUACAGGCCCACCCCUGGCUAACUGAACUUUGUGAGUAGUUACUUGAAUAUUUGUCCACAGGUGGUAGGGAGGCAAAUGACAUUCUGUGGUUACUGGAGUCCACCUCUGUGUUGAUGGGGAAACUAUGGCAUGAUUAAUCCAAAGCAACCAGUAAUUCUUUUUGAAAGUGCAGGCAUUUAUUUUGAGCUCUAUUUCACAGGUGUUUCAUUUGGUUGGGUUUUGGUGUACAGAGGUCUCCAUCGAUCUCUUAUUUCCUUUUUUUUUUUUUUUUUAUUGCAUUUUAGGUUUUGGGGUACAUGUGCAGAACGUGCAAGAUAGUUGCAUAGUUGACCCAGCAAUCCCAUUACUGGGUAUAUAUCCAAAGGACUAUAAAUCAUUCUAAUAUAAGGACACAUGCACACGAAUGUUUAGUCCCUUUUUUUUUUAAUCCACAAGGCCUAGUACAGAUAAAUCAGUUUCUGUUGCCUGAAUACACUUUAAAUUAGACCACAAAAGCCAGUUUGAGAAAUUCACACUUGCUGCAGACAACUCCCAGUGUGGACAGUGCCUUUCUGAGUAAUUAGGAUGUUACAUGACUUUACAAUGAGGCCAUACAGGCUAAGGAGAAGCCCCAAGGAGGGCUGAUCAUUUCAGAAACCACCCAGAGAGCCAGAAGGGGGCCUCCCAGGGUUACGGCUCUCUGUGUGCCUAGAUAUAACAUGGCAUUGUGCUCUAAGCCCACAGGCUUCUCCAGAGUUAAAAGGAAGUGAGAACAUCCUUAAGUUGCUUUUUUAAAAUGUGCACUUCAGGAGGAACCAGGUUUCCCCAGGAAGGGGCAGGCUCCCUGCUCAGUCAGCACAAGGAGUUGCUAGUGGGCAGCCUGCGCAGUGCCGUGAACUCUGCCAGCCUCUGGGUCAGGGGCUCCCUCCCACUAUGUGCUUCUCAUGGAGUAGAUGGGACUGCUCUGCUUUGAGCCGCAAUCAUAGCUGUUGUGAGCAGGACAAGAUUGGGUGAUCAAGAAUUGUGUUGGGAGACACUGGGACAUUUUUUUAUGUCUUUGACCUGCAUUCCAUCUCUAUUGGAUGACUGGGGUUACCUACACCACCAGAGGGAGGUGCAGAGUGUUAAACAGAGUCACACUGAGGGGUGUUUUAACAGAGGACAAAUUCCAGUUUGUCAGGCAUAUCUCUGUUAGAGUCUGGAGUUCAUGGUUUUAUCGGUUCUGGCUCGUUGCCCCUACAUACUUUGAAGAUAGCUGGGUCCUGCCAGUGUCCACUGAGUCUGUCAGCUGGGGAAGCAUUCUCUGACAUCACUGAGCCCUUGGGAUCUCCUGAAGCAAAGGCUGGGGAAGGCCUUCAGACAGUCCUUUUACUACCUCACAAAGUGCCACUCCCGGGACCUCAGACCUCAGGGUUACGACAUUGAUGUCAGUCCCCAGUCACGUCUCUAGUGACCAAAGCAGACCUGCCUAAAAGGGCUUUCCGGACAGUGAGCCCUGGUUGUAACCUGUGCCCUCACAUUUCUCCUUCCUCAGAUGGUCUUGUUUGCCCACUUUUUAAGUGACUGAUGAUCACCCUAAAAGGGAGGUAGGCAUCUAGCAGUAGCACAGUUACUUUGACUGAGCCUGACCCCUUGUUCUGAAGUGCAGAUGUUGGGUUGAAACACGCAUUAAGGAAGAACACUUUAAGGAAGCACUUUAUGAUUUACUCAUGGCCAGUGUUGGCCUCAAGGUAAAAGAACAUCUUAAUGUAGAAUAGUACAACAAGAGCCCCAUAGGAAGGGGCACCAUCAUCCAUCCCUCUGGUUGGGAUUGCCAAGGAAAGUGCCUUGUUCCGUGCAUCUUCAGAAUCCCCCACACCCUCUCUUGAUCCUUUUCAUGAAGUCCAGAGCAUUCCUUCUAUGACAGGCUGAAGAUGCUUUGUAAAAGGCAAUGCUAUAAUAGCAUUCCCUCUUUUCACAGUAAAUGUGCAAAAAUCCUGGGGUAUUUGGUGCCUGAUUUGCAGCAUACUUGACCACACGGAAUACCGUGGAUAUUCCACGCCAGUCUUACAUCCGUCCCCCAAAUAUGCCAAGCUCAUGCCUGCCCAUGGCCAUUGGCCCUGGGCAACAAAAGUAAGGGCCUUUCCUGUCCUACCACAGUCUCCCUAGCAUCUGGCUCAAGGUAGCUGACUGAAUGGGAAAUUCCGGUUGGAUAAAACGGCAUUUCUAAAUUGCAGCUUUGCAUCUCUGUUUUAGCAAAAUUAGAUUUAACCUUUCCUUUACUGUAUGCAUAGUUUGAGAACAGGUAAAACAGUUUUCACAACUUUAGAGGGUUUCUUAAUGUUUGUUAUACCGGAACCUUGAAGUUUGGGAUGAAACAAGGUGUCAGAGGUUUCUAAUCUUUCAAAGGAAUUACCUUUUACAGAUUGUUUUUUAUUCCCCAAGAAGGGAAAAAGAGAGAGAGGGAACGAUUACACUAAUGUCAGAGAUAAGGUAUGUUUUGGCUUAAAAUGUGUCAUGAAUCUCAAGGUAACUUGAUGGGUAGAAAUGUCUCAGCCAUAUGAACCAAGAAGUGAGACCAGAGUGCAUGGCUGUGGGUGGCAGCACUGGAUACGGUGUUGGCAGGAGUGUGACCUAUAGGCGCUCCAUGGGGGACAGCUGUAUAGUGUCCAUCAAAAGUGCAAAAGCAUAAGCUUUUUGAACCAGCAAUGCUACUCCUAAGAAUUGUUCCUGUGUACAAUGGUUUUUGUUGAAACAUUAUUUGUAAUAGCAAAAAGUUGGAGAGUGCCACCAAUAUAGGGGAGUGGUUAAAUACAUUAUGGCCAGCUUAAACAAUGGAAUAGUUUGCAGAAGUUUAAAAGAAUGGAUCCUGUGUUUAUGUACUACCAUAGAAUGAUCCCUAAGAUGCAUGAUUAAAUGGAGAAAAAAGAAGCUCAUGGUAUCCUAAUGUUUGGAGUGGAGAAAAAUGUGUAGAUUUGUGUGUGUGCAUAUGUUCUCACACAGACAUAUACAUGUGUAUAUCAUGUAUCUGCCUACAUAAGCCUAGGAGAUCUCUGGGAGGAUACUCAGCAACCCGGCAGCCUGAUUGCCUCUGGGAAAAGGGGUGGGAAUGACUUUUCAAUGUACACCUUUUGUACCUUUUGAAUUUUGUACCAUGUACAUGUAUUAUCUAUUCAAAAAUAAAUAGUUUCUAAUUUUUAA
Callithrix jacchus (white-tufted-ear marmoset) is the source of this 7012-nucleotide messenger RNA. It is a transcript of the gene CCDC93, whose product is annotated as CCC complex scaffolding subunit CCDC93. Gene Ontology annotation, biological process: Golgi to plasma membrane transport. Lineage: Eukaryota; Metazoa; Chordata; Mammalia; Primates; Cebidae. The record is from RefSeq and is a predicted model, not a curated record.